This is a messenger RNA of Nerophis lumbriciformis (worm pipefish), 648 nucleotides long. Lineage: Eukaryota; Metazoa; Chordata; Actinopteri; Syngnathiformes; Syngnathidae. The record is from RefSeq and is a predicted model, not a curated record.
AUGGUGCUUCUGACGAUGAUUGCCCGGCUGGCCGACGGCCUGCCGCUGGCCGCCUCCAUGCAAGAGGACGAGCAGUUGGGCCGGGACCUUCAACAAUACCAGAGCCAAGCCAAGCAGCUCUUCCGCAAACUCAACGAGCAGAGCCCCACGCGUUGCACCUUGGAGGCGGGCUCCAUGUCCUUCCACUACGUUCUGGAGAAAGGCGUGUGCUACCUGGUCCUGUGCGAAGCCAGUUUCCCCAAAAAGCUGGCCUUCGCCUUCCUGGAAGAUCUUCAGGCAGAGUUCCACGAGCAGCACGGCAAGAAGGUGCCCACCGUGUCCCGGCCGUACUCCUUCAUCGAGUUCGACACGUACAUCCAAAAGACCAAGAAAGCCUACAUUGACAGCCGGGCCCGGAGGAACCUAGGAAGCAUCAACACGGAGCUCCAGGACGUACAGAGAAUCAUGGUGGCAAAUAUCGAGGAAGUUCUACAGCGGGGAGAAGCUCUCUCUGCGCUCGACUCCAAAGCUAGCAAUUUGUCCAGCCUGUCCAAAAAGUACCGCAGCGACGCCAAGUACCUGAACACACGCUCCACGUAUGCCAAGCUAGCAGCCGGCGGCGUCUUCUUCAUCAUGCUCAUCGUUUACGUGCGCUUCUGGUGGCUCUGA